AUCCAAAAUGGCAGCGUCCACAGAGGUUCACGCGUUUGCAGCUCCUGCUGGAUAUUCUGCUAUUCCAGUGAUGUUUUCAGAAGAGAGGAAGAGUUUUCACUGCUUGUAUGCUAAGGAACAUAAAGUGAGGGAGCAGUUGGACCAAACCCGUCCUCUAAACCGUACCCUUUUUGUUAUAAACAUUCCAUCUUAUUGCACAAAGAUAUGUUUAUCCAAAAUAUUCAGUUCCUGUGGCACAGUGGAGUCAGUGGAGUUCCAGGAAAAACCAGGACCAUCUGAGAAGAUUCAAACAGUUUUUUCUAAAUACUUUAAUCAGAAAGUAUCAAAGGGGUUUAAAGUUGCCUAUAUAGUGUUCACUAAUCCAUCUGCAAUCCGAGAGUUUAAGAUUCUAAAGUUCCAGAAACCAUAUGUGUUGUCUGAAAACAUACAGUCCUUAAAAACCGGAGUCCACAAGUGGAUAGAAGUUUAUGAAACAUCUCUUGUUGAUGCAGCAGCUCUGCAAACUCAUAUAGAUGACUUUAUGAAAGAAUAUGACGAGAAGGUGGCCGAGGAAGAGGAAAAAGCAAAGGAAGAAGAGGGAGUUCCAGAUGAGGAAGGAUGGGUAAAGGUUACUAGAAAAGGACGUCGCCCUGGCUUGGCACGCACAGAGGCCGUAAACAUUCGGAUGACAGAGAAGGAAAAGAAAAAGAGGAAACAAAAAGAGCUUCUCAACUUCUACGCCUGGCAGCAUCGUGACAGCAAAAGAGAGCACCUUGCUGAGCUCCGUAAAAAAUUUGAGGAAGAUAAACAGAAGAUUGCACUGAUGCGGGCGCAGAGAAAGUUUCGUCCUUAUUGAGAAUUCAUCCUGUCAGUCACCUAUGAAUUUACUUCGGCGUGGAUUAUUCCUGGCUUGUGUGGCACUCAAGGACUAGAGAUAUGCUCCCCUGGUUUAUAGAUUUAUUAGUUUCCGGGGAGUUCAAUGCAAUAAAGUCAUCAUGCACCAAUAUUACCACUUGGACUUUCUUGCUAUUUAUAAUGUGAUAAUGUGCAUAAAA
Spea bombifrons (plains spadefoot toad) is the source of this 1034-nucleotide messenger RNA. RefSeq names its product ribosomal RNA processing 7 homolog A (gene RRP7A). Gene Ontology annotation, cellular component: CURI complex; UTP-C complex. Lineage: Eukaryota; Metazoa; Chordata; Amphibia; Anura; Pelobatidae. Gene Ontology annotation, molecular function: nucleic acid binding. The coding region runs from base 8 to 835 and encodes 275 amino acids. The record is from RefSeq and is a predicted model, not a curated record. Gene Ontology annotation, biological process: ribosomal small subunit assembly; rRNA processing. The transcript has 7 exons.